CCGUUCGACACAUGUUCCGCUACAUGUCUAGAUGAUAAACUUCUUUUAUGUGAUUCACCAAAUAUUCAGUUAUGGCAGCCAUCCACAUGGACAUUAAAAGAUAAAUGGGAAAAUGUUAUUAGUAAAGACUAUAUUCAUUGCAUUAAAAUUAAUCAGAAUCAAAUUGUGGCAUUGAGCAUAACACUUUAUCAAGGGAACUCUCGGAUCGAAUUACGUAAUUUAUCAUCAAUGGAAGUAGUUAUCAGUACGAUUGAAUCCGAUCUUAAGUUUUAUCUUUGUCUUUUAUCUCUACCAGCAAAUGAAUGGUUAAUUACGGAAGAUAACACAGGAAAUAUGAUAGUGAUGAAUGACAAUUGUGAAAUACAACAACAACGAAUAGGUUACUGCAACAAAUUGAAAAACGCUGCUUUGAUCAACGACAGUGUUUUUGUUCUUCAAACAGCAAAGCCAUCUCAACUCCAUUUUCAUACUUUAAAAUGA
This is a messenger RNA of Didymodactylos carnosus, 480 nucleotides long. The record is from the annotation of a GenBank genome assembly. NCBI's taxonomy places the organism in Eukaryota, Metazoa, Rotifera, Eurotatoria, Philodinida, Philodinidae.